Molecule: messenger RNA, 2803 nt
Organism: Brassica rapa (field mustard)
Lineage: Eukaryota; Viridiplantae; Streptophyta; Magnoliopsida; Brassicales; Brassicaceae
Product: D-3-phosphoglycerate dehydrogenase 1, chloroplastic
Biological process (GO): L-serine biosynthetic process
Cellular component (GO): chloroplast stroma
Molecular function (GO): NAD binding; phosphoglycerate dehydrogenase activity
Source: RefSeq, a predicted model, not a curated record
UGAAAUAUUCCACACGAGUAAGCCAUAAUACUGCAGUAAAACUUGACCACCAACUAAAUAAAGUUAUUGUACUAUUCUACAUUACUCUUUUUGGAAGUUUUAUAUACUCAGUACAACUCCAAUUCAAUUCCAAUUUGAAGUCUUCAGCUACUUUUCAAUUGUUUUGCAACUCUCUCUAGUGCAUACAUACCUCGUUUUAGUAGUGAAACCCUUGUUACUAUUUGGGUUCAUACAAGUAUAGUCGCUUAAAAAAUAAAAAAUCAUUAAUCGAUUGUUAAGUUGUAGUGUGAUUAGCAUGUCGCAUCUCUCAUAUUCAACAUUUGUUUUAUAGGUACACCUAAAUUCCUGCUUCAAAGUUACUAAAAAUAAUUAAAAAGUGAUUUGAGUUAAGAAAAAGUUCAAUUGAAUAAGCUAAAAUCAUAUGCAAAGUUUAAGAUCUGGAAAAAAUCUUGGAAGCUGUAAAAUAUUUCUCUCGGGUAGCAGAUAAAUCAUAAAUGUAAUAUUUACUCGAAGUGCAAAUUUUUUUUUUUUUUUUACUGAAAUAUUUGGAAAUAGCAAUUUGGAUCACUCUGGAAAGUAAAUCCACGCUCGAUUGUGUUAAAUUACUGAUUUGUAGUUCACAUUAGUCGAUUUUCACAUGAUUACUACAAGAUUCAGAUAAAAAGUUGGAUCUCUAAUCAGGCUUUGGUCCGAGAACAAAGCUUUCUCCUCAAUCGCUGAUAAUAUUCCGCGAAGGCGCGUGAGAUUACACCAAACCCCUAUAAAAACGCCGACGUCGCCUCUCUAACCCUUUAAGAUCUCUCUCUCUCUCUCCUUCGUGCCACCAACUAACAUUUUUCACGUUAGCAAUGUCAGCCGCCGCGUCUUCAACGAUCUCCGUCGCCACCACCAACCCCCUCAAGAGCUUGUCCCUCUCUUCCAGAUCGCCUCUCCCCUCCGCCUCUUCCAUCUCCUUCCCUUCCCGCAACCCCCGCCGACUCGUUCUCGUCUCCUGCACAACCGGAGACGGAUCCAAACCCACGAUCCUCGUCGCGGAGAAGCUCGGCGACGCCGGAGUGAAGCUCUUGGAGGAUUUCGCGAAUGUCGACUGCUCUUACAACAUGACACCCGAGGAGCUCAACACCAAGAUCUCUCUCUGCGACGCGUUGAUCGUUAGGAGCGGGACUAAGGUUGGCCGCGAGGUUUUCGAGUCGUCUCGUGGACGGCUCAAGGUUGUUGGACGCGCUGGUGUUGGCAUCGACAACGUGGAUCUGAGAGCGGCGACGGAGUUUGGCUGUCUUGUUGUAAACGCCCCCACGGCGAACACGAUUGCCGCCGCUGAGCAUGGGAUAGCGCUUUUGGCCGCCAUGGCUAGGAACGUUGCUCAAGCUGAUGCGUCUGUUAAGGCUGGGGAAUGGAAGAGGAACAAGUAUGUAGGUGUUUCACUCGUCGGCAAGACUCUUGCAGUGUUGGGAUUCGGGAAAGUCGGCACAGAAGUCGCUCGUCGUGCCAAAGGUCUCGGCAUGCGUGUCAUCGCUCACGAUCCCUACGCCCCAGCGGACCGUGCGCACGCCAUCGGCGUUGAGCUAGUUGGCUUCGGCGAAGCCCUCGCCACCGCUGAUUUCAUCUCUCUCCACAUGCCUCUCACGCCCGCGACAUCGAAGAUACUCAACGACGAAACCUUUGCCAAGAUGAAGAAAGGAGUUCGCAUCGUGAACGUCGCUCGCGGAGGUGUGAUAGACGAAGACGCGUUAGUGAGGGCCCUUGAUGCUGGGAUCGUUGCUCAGGCCGCGCUUGAUGUUUUCACCAAAGAGCCGCCGGCUAAAGACAGCCCUCUCGUGCAGCACGAGAGGGUCACGGUGACGCCUCAUCUCGGAGCCAGCACGAUGGAGGCUCAGGAAGGAGUUGCUAUCGAGAUUGCUGAAGCUGUUGUUGGAGCUUUGAACGGGGAGCUUGCCGCGACCGCGGUCAACGCGCCUAUGGUCUCUGCUGAGGUUCUGACGGAGCUGAAACCGUAUGUGGUACUAGCUGAGAAGCUAGGGAGACUAGCGGUGCAGCUGGUGGCUGGAGGAAGCGGCGUGAAGAACGUUAAAGUCUCGUACACGUCGGCACGAGCCACUGACGAUCUUGACACGAGACUUCUAAGGGCAAUGAUCACUAAGGGAAUCAUCGAGCCGAUCUCUGACGUUUAUGUCAACUUGGUCAACGCUGACUUCACAGCUAAGCAGAGAGGUUUGAGACUCUCGGAGGAGCGUGUGGUCUUGGACGGGUCACCAGAGAACCCGUUGGAGACGAUAACUGUGAAGCUAGGGAACGUGGAGUCGAAAUUCGUGAGCUCCUUGUCCGAGUCAGGAGAGGUCAAAGUAGAGGGAAAGGUUAAAGACGGAGUCCCUCAUUUGACAAAGGUUGGAUCGUUUGAGGUGGAUGUGACUCUUGAAGGUAGUAUCAUACUGUGCAGGCAGGUGGAUCAACCAGGUAUGAUCGGGACGGUUGGGAGCAUUCUUGGAGAGUCUAAUGUUAAUGUUAACUUCAUGAGCGUUGGAAGAAUCGCACCGAGGAAGCAAGCUAUUAUGGCGAUUGGUGUAGAUGAUCAGCCGAGCAAGGAGACUCUUAAGAAGAUUGGGGAGAUUCCAGCGGUGGAAGAGUUUGUUUUCCUCAAGCUCUAGUUUGGUGUGUUGUUUGAUUAUUGAAUUGGAGGAUUUGAUGUUGGGGGGAUUUUUCGUUUGUUGGGUUUAAGACAAUAAUGUUAUCUUGGCUUUCUUACAGUUUUGGUAAUGUUUGAGACUUGAAAGUAAUAGUAGUAUCUUUGAUGUUUUCAACUUUA